ACAGGCGGAGAACCAGAACCCAAAUGCUUGCGAGAAAUUCUACCCUUGUUAUGAGGGAGUUAACUGCUUCCACAGCUUCUUUCCAAUGGCGGAAUCAAAUCAAAGGACAGCGUCUCGCCUCCCAAAUCUCAUCUGUUCUCUUGCAGAGACAAAAUUGGACUUCAAUUCUCGGUAAACUCAAUCUAUCCCUCGCUUUAACUCCCGACAUCUUCCUCCAAGUUCUCCGUAGGAUCGAAAACAACGCAGAAAUCUCUCUUGCAUUCUUCAAUUGGGCCAAAACUAGUCUUGGGUUUGAACCAGAUCUCAAGUCUCACUGUAAAGUUAUUCGGAUUUUAGUCGAAUCCCAAACCUUGCAACCCGCUCGAACUCUGUUCGAUUCUUUAAUUCCAUCCCAACCGGCGCCGGCGAUCCUCGAUUUAAUGGUGGAAGCUUGCAAAGGUAGAGACUCUCAAUCUCUUGUUUCUAGUUUUGUUCUAGAACGUUAUUCCACCAAGGGUCUUGUUUCCGAAGCUUUAGCGAUAUUUAGCAAAGUUAGGGCUUCCGGAUAUCUGCCUUGUAUCCGCAGCUGCAAUUCGUUGCUGGAUGCUUUGCAGCUGAAGGGAGAUAUAAAAUUGGCUUGGAAAUUUUAUGCUGCCAUUAUUCGUUACAGAAUUUUACCGGAUUCCUAUACUUGGUCAUUGGUUAGUCGUCUUCUCUGCAAUGAAGGGAAGCUCGAGAACGCAGUGAGAUUGUUGAAUUUGGGUGUCUGUAAUGCUGCUAUGUAUAAUCUAGUUAUUGACUGUUACUGUAAAAAGGGGAGCUUUCGAGCUUCGAUUGAUCUCUUGAAUGGGAUGCAUAGUAAGAAUCUGAUUCCUGGUUUUGGUACUUACAGUUCAAUCCUUGAUGGGGCUUGUAAGUUUGGUGAUCUUGGAGUUGUUGAGACAGUAACUAGAGAAAUGGUUGCAAAGGAUUUGCUUCCAGCAAUUCCUUUCUCGGAAUAUGAUCCAACCAUUCAGAAACUUUGCUCUUUGGGGAAGACUUAUGCAGCUGAAAUGUUCUUUAGGAAAGCUAGGGCUGACAAUAUCACACUACAAGAUGUUUCACAUGGGUGCAUACUAAAGGCUUUUUCUAAGGAAGAAAGAUUACGAGAAGCAAUAGAGGUUUAUGGUAUUAUCAGGGAAAGGGGCAUUAUAGUUAGUCGUAGUAGUAUCUACGCACUUGUGGAUGUAGUCUGUAACGAGGAGCCAUCAGAAGAAUUAUAUCAAUUAUUAAUGGAAGUGAUUAGGAAGGGAUUUACUCCUUGUGCUUCAAAUCUUUCCAAGAUCAUAGCCGCCCAGUGUAACAAAGGUAGAUGGAGGGAAGCAGAGGAACUGCUGAUGGUAACUUUGGAAAAAGGGUUCUUUCCAGAUUCCUGUUGCUGUUGUGCACUAGUAGAACAUUACUGCUCUAAAAGACAGAUUGAUUCAGCCCUUGCUUUGCAUGAUAAGGUUGAGAAAUUAGGAAGAAGUUUGGAUGUAAUUACUUACAAUGUGCUUCUUGAUGAGCUUUUUAAAGAAAGGAGGAUUGGAGAUGCACUCAGGGUGUUUGAUCAUAUGAGAACACAAAAUGUGGUGAACAGUGCAAGUUUUUCAAUUAUGAUUAGGGGACUUUGUCGGGUGGAGGAAAUGAGGAAAGCCAUGAAGAUUCAUGACGAGAUGUUGAAGAUGAAGCUUAAACCUGAUGAAAAAACAUACAAACGUUUGAUAUCUCAAUUUGUAUAACUAUAUUCUUGCUGGUUUACUGAAAAUUUUAGUCUUCUAGGAUGCGUGUAAUGUAGAUAAUCUUAUAUUUUCCCUUAUAUCCCACUUAAGCAUCAUAUUAGAUGAGUUAUUAAGAGGAAAAUUUCUUAUCUUGAA
Molecule: messenger RNA, 1874 nt
Organism: Telopea speciosissima
Lineage: Eukaryota; Viridiplantae; Streptophyta; Magnoliopsida; Proteales; Proteaceae
Product: pentatricopeptide repeat-containing protein At4g21170-like
Exons: 1
Coding region: 24-1739 (571 amino acids)
Molecular function (GO): protein binding
Source: RefSeq, a predicted model, not a curated record